UUUCAAUCUUCUUAUUAGCACUCUUUCUUCUCUUCCCUAAACUUGAAUUACACAAAGAUGGUUUUCAAGAUUGAUUUGAGUGGUCGCACCGUGAUCAUUAGUGGUGGUGUGAGAGGCAUCGGUCUCGCCAUUACCGAAUCGGUUGCCAACGCAGGCGGUGAUGUGGCCCUCUUAUACCACUCCAACCCAAAAUCUCAUGAAAUUGCCGAGAAUGUAGCCAAGAAAUACGGCGUAAAGGCAAAGGCAUACCAAUGCGAUGUAGGUGAUCGUGAAUUGGUGAUCAAGACGAUCCAACAAAUUGAAAAGGAUUUCGAACAUCCUAUCGCUGCAAUGAUGGCAAAUGCAGGUGUUUCAGUCGUGAAGCCAGCAUUGGAAUUGACAUCGGAAGAUUUCCACAAAGUGUUCAAUGCAAAUGUCUUGGGUGCAUUUAACUGUGCCCAAGCCGUUGCUCAACAUUGGGUAAAUGAGAAGUACCAAGGUGGUUCUAUCGUUGUCACCUCAAGUAUGAGCUCAGAAUUGUACAACCAAAAAGGUUUGAACGAUCCUUUGACUCAAAUUUUCUACAAUGCAAGCAAAGGUGCAGCAACAAACAUGGUCAAAGGAUUAGCAGCUGAAUUCGCACAAUACAAUAUCCGUGUGAACGCAUUGGAACCUGGAUUUACAAACACAGAACAAACAUCUGUCAUGGAUAAAUCCAUUCGUGAUUACCAAGCAAGCUCUGUCCCUCUUCGUAGAUUUGCCGAACCACAUGAACAAGGUGAUGCAGCUUUGUUCUUGAUCAGCGAAAGUGCUUCUUACAUCACCGGUACACACUUGCGUCCCGAUGGAGGUUUCUCUGCAUAUUAAGUGUGGUAGCAUAGCACACAGUCUAGUUAGUCUAUGUAGUACAAUAAAUAGUAUAUAAUGUUUUGAAUUUCAUGAUCAUUUUAUGAAUAAAUAAUUGGAAUGACAACAAUGAAGGAAUU
This is a messenger RNA of Meira miltonrushii, 965 nucleotides long. Its product is annotated as putative NADP-dependent mannitol dehydrogenase. Gene Ontology annotation, molecular function: oxidoreductase activity, acting on NAD(P)H, oxygen as acceptor. Gene Ontology annotation, cellular component: intracellular anatomical structure. Bases 58 to 846 code for a protein of 262 amino acids. The record is from RefSeq and is a predicted model, not a curated record. The transcript has 2 exons. NCBI's taxonomy places the organism in Eukaryota, Fungi, Basidiomycota, Exobasidiomycetes, Exobasidiales, Brachybasidiaceae.